UGUUGCAGCAGUUUUGGUUCUUUGACCAUUUUUUAUGAUUUUAUUUUGAGAAAAAUUUAGGUUUGAUUUAUCUGAGGCAUUCUGUACCAUGCUGAACUUUCUGAUAUGCAUUCAUGCUUUCUUGCUAGACCUUAACAUAUUAAUAUCUGAAAUUGUUUUCUGGCCAGCUUUUCAAGUUCAGUCUCACUUGGAGGCUGCAAUCUGUUUCUGUCUGCAAGUUGCUCUUAGUUCCCUGAAAAUUAUGUGCCUUUGCUGCGUAAACAUGAUUCUGAGAUUUUGCUCUUCUGCAUAUCCGUGUAGGAAGGACUGGAAAGGGAUUUUAAGGUUGCUUUGGUAAAGCUUGAUCCAUUUGGAUGUGAUGUGGGAUGCAAAUUGCACAAUGGUGAAAGGAGUAUCCCAGGGCAGUCUGUUGUGUCGUUGUCCAUGUGGAGCAGUUACUACCCUCUGCUGAUGGUGGUGGGGGAAGGAAAUGGAGUGGUAGUGUCUGUGAUGAAGAGACCCUCCAAGUGUCCAAAGCAGACUGCCUGAGAGAGGUGAGGAGGUAAACCUCUUUUCCACCAGGCAGAGAGAAAAUGUUUCUGGAUUCUUUGGGAUCUGAAGAUGGUACAGCUCAACAGAGGAAAGCCCAGCUUGCAAAAGUCUACCCUAUUUUCAUGCUAUUGUAGAGAGCUUUGUGAGAUCUGGUAGCUACUAAAUCCCCCAUAGCAACACAGAGAUGUUGGAGUCAUGGCAGAGUAGGAGUGUGCCGUGACCAAUUAAGAGGUUGGAAAAGUUAAUUGCUUUAAAUUGCUCGAGCCUCAUGAUGUCAUGGUAGCCAGAUAUAGAUGCAGUUCUACAGCACAGCAAGGAUGGACUUCUCAUAAAUGGCAUGGCUCUGUUUUUUAACAGAGGCUGUAGUUUCUAAGGGCAAACUUGGAGAUGAUGAAUCAGAUAGCAGUGAGGGAACUAAUGUGAGUAGGUUCAGGUGCUUUUCAGCUGAUAAACCUUUGGAGCUUAGCUGUGUCACCCAAAGAGAACGGUUAGGACAACAGUGAUCAGCUUGUAGCUCUUCAGCUGUUGGCAGCUUUGGAGCAGUUCAGCUUUCGGAUUGGAGCAAGGGGUUACGAAUCACCAGCAACUGAAAAGCACAAAGCUGCAAGAUGUCAGGCCGAAGUGGGAAGAAGAAAAUAUCCAAACUCUCACGCUCAAGCAGGGCAGGUGUCAUUUUCCCUGUGGGGAGAAUGAUGCGCUACUUAAAGAAGGGAACAUACAAGUACCGGAUAGGUGUUGGAGCACCAGUUUACAUGGCAGCCGUCAUAGAGUACCUAGCAGCUGAAAUUCUAGAAUUAGCAGGAAAUGCAGCACGAGACAACAAGAAAGGAAGAAUUGCCCCCAGACACAUCCUCCUGGCAGUUGCAAAUGAUGAGGAACUGAAUCAGUUGCUCAAAGGUGUGACUAUUGCAAGUGGAGGCGUCCUGCCCAGAAUUCAGCCAGAGCUUCUAGCCAAGAAACGGGGUGCCAAAGGCAAAUCUGAGACCAUCCUUUCACCUGCUCCUGAGAAGAAGGGAAGGAAAACGAUAGUGAACAAAAAGAGUGGGAAGAAGGCAAAAUCUACCAAGGCCCGGACACCCAAAAAGAACAAACAAAAGGACAAUGAAAAAGAAGGAGCUUCAAAUUCAACAUCUGAAGAUGGACCUGGGGAUGGCUUCACUAUCUUGUCCUCCAAGAGUCUUGUGCCAGGACAAAAGCUUUCUUUGACACAGAGUGACAUCAGCCAUAUUGGCUCCAUGAAAGUAGAAGGCAUUGUUCACCCUACAACUGCUGAAAUAGACCUCAAGGAGGAAAUAGGCAAGGCAUUGGAAAAGGCUGGAGGGAAGGAGUUUUUAGAAACAGUGAAAGAGCUUCGCAAAUCUCAAGGACCUUUGGAAGUUGCUGAAGCUGCACUUACUCAGUCUAGCGGCCUAGCAGCAAAGUUUGUCAUCCACUGUCACAUCCCACAGUGGGGCUCAGACAAGUGUGAAGAGCAGCUUGAAGAGACUAUAAAGAACUGCUUAACAGCCGCAGAAGACAAGAAGUUGAAGUCCGUGGCUUUCCCCCCGUUUCCCAGUGGCAGAAACUGCUUCCCAAAACAGACGGCAGCCCAGGUGACUCUAAGAGCUAUUUCCACCCAUUUUGACGGCACCAACUCUUCCUCCUUGAAGAACAUUUACUUUCUGCUCUUCGACAGUGAAAGUAUUGGCAUCUAUGUGCAAGAAAUGGCCAAGCUAGACACAAAGUAGCAAUGACAGCCAAAUGAAACUUUAUUUUUCAACAAACCUGAGUAGCAUUAAAAGCAUUAGAGGUGGGUUUUAUUUUUUCAAUGUGAUGAGGAGGGGGAGUGGUAGUAGUGUGAUGUGUUGUGACUUGAUGAAGAGCUGUGACUAUAGAUGAGAAGGGCUUAGUCUGAUUUCUUCAUGCUAUCAGCAUCCUCUAGCCAUUUGUAUCACCUUAAGCAACUGAGUUACCAUCUCUUUUCAGGACUUUUAGUGUCCCUUGUUAUUUUAGUCUAGAAGUUUUUAAAGAGUAACUUCAUUUUAGGUUUGUAGUGAUGAUUUUUUUCACACACACUCACACUUUAAAGACAGCUCUUAAAAAUGUUCUGCUCCUUUUUCCCCUCCCUUGAGGGUAGAUGGUAAACUUCUGCCUCCAGCCCACAGAUUGGGGAAAAGGAUCUGGAAGUGAUGCAUGAGGAGCUUCUGUUUUGCUUUUGACUCACAAUAAUAUCUGUAAUUACUGAGAGUAUUUCAUGGUGAUUUUGUUUGUUUUAUAAGAAAAAAAGAAAAAGA
Molecule: messenger RNA, 2804 nt
Organism: Neopsephotus bourkii (Bourke's parrot)
Lineage: Eukaryota; Metazoa; Chordata; Aves; Psittaciformes; Psittacidae
Product: core histone macro-H2A.2
Exons: 9
Coding region: 1140-2258 (372 amino acids)
Biological process (GO): nucleosome assembly
Cellular component (GO): nucleosome
Molecular function (GO): structural constituent of chromatin; protein heterodimerization activity; DNA binding
Source: RefSeq, a predicted model, not a curated record